Messenger RNA from Cyanistes caeruleus (blue tit), 2278 nucleotides. RefSeq names its product protein phosphatase 1 regulatory subunit 17 (gene PPP1R17). The record is from RefSeq and is a predicted model, not a curated record. Lineage: Eukaryota; Metazoa; Chordata; Aves; Passeriformes; Paridae. Gene Ontology annotation, molecular function: protein serine/threonine phosphatase inhibitor activity. Gene Ontology annotation, biological process: regulation of phosphatase activity.
UUCUUGGCAGCUCUAGACACUGCAGCCGCCGCUCACCUUUUGGCUCUCUGUGCCAAAGCUUUCACAUCCUCCCUUGCUUCUUUGAGACCAUCAGCAUCUGUGGCUCUUGGUCAUUGGCAGGAAUGAUACCUCAGCCUUGAGGCACUGCUGGUCUCCCACACAUCUUGUUGCCUCCCCUUUGGCCCCUACAACUUGUGGAAAAGGAAGGAAACGGGAUUAGGAUCUGCUGGUGGGGCAGGGAGAGCUGGUGCUGUUCCCUAGCCUCCAGGAGGACUCCUGAGUGCAGCGUUGCCACAGCGACGGCUUCCACUUAUCCCUAGAUAAGACGGGAAGGAGCAUCAGCUGCAGCCCCAGUCUAGAAAGAUCCUGCAGUGAACCCCGACGGCAAACUGCACCUUCCCUACUACUUCACACCACUCAUAUUUUCAUAAGGGUAGAAGAGCCCACUUCAAUGAUGUCAACAGAAUGUGUUCAGCCACUUGAUAUCCCAGAGGACAGAUUGGACAAGCAAGAUUCACAGUGUAACCAUUUAGAAGAUCUUUCAGAGCAGCUGAUUAAGAGCUGUGACCUCAAAAAAAAACCAAGAAAAGGUAAAGCUCUCACAGCUUCCCAGAAGAUUGAACAGGAGCAAAGGAAGCCAAAGAGAAAAGAUACACCGGCUUUGCACACUCCACCACCUCUAACAGCCAUAGUUUCAGGCUCAUCUGAAAAUCUGCUGAAAAGGUAUGGUAUCACAGAGAAAUCACAGAGAGAAAGAGUGAGACCAGUCUCUCAAAUCGCUGAACUGGAGCAGAAAAAGCCCAGAAGAAAAGAUACACCUGCAAUACACAUCCCACCUUUGAUAAUAGGCACUAAGCUGUUUAUAGAAGAAGAACAAACGGUGAUUAUGGAAGAUGAAGAAAAGGAUGGAGACACAAUCCACAGUUAGAUUACAGUGAUACUUCAAUAAUACAGUGUAAAUAAUCAUGGGUCAUUCAAAGUGGCAGCACGUUAAAAAAGAUCUUUCAUCUUUAUAAAUAAUUUUCUCAAUUGUACACUUGAAUUUAAACUAUUAUCAAGUGCUUACCUGCUUACUCAUAAUUCCCAGCAAACAUCACUGGAGAUGAUGGAAGAAAUUUCAGUUAGACAGGUUUUAAAGGAUUCUGUUGGUUUACUACAAGUAGCUUCAGAGCGUUUUUGUCAAUGAGGAAUCCACCUCAGAUCAGAUCUAGCUUUUCACAGUGUGGUACUCAUACAGUACCUGGCACUAGAAGUGGUAGUUCUGAGUAGUAUAACAUCAGCUAAUGAUUCAAAUAGCUUUUUUUGCCUGACACUUUACCUCAUUUGUCCAGCUUUCCUUUCCUGGAGUAAUACCAACCACAGUGAAAAUUUCCAUGUGCAGAGCUGAUGGGAUAGAUGGAGAAGGUGAGAGGUCAAGGAUUCAACUCUAGAGCCCCUGAAAUGCAAAGCAAAAAUUUCCUCUGCCUGUAUCUGCUCAUGACUUGUGUCUGUAAGGAGGAAAAGAUAAAUUUACUGUAGAAUUAAAAUUUACUCCUUAGGGCUCUCUGUUGACAGACACGUCAAACAGGAUGGAGGGCAGAGAUCUCAGAGGAGAAACAUUAGGGAAGUGCAACCUGUACACAAUUGUCUUCACUGGCUUGGUGAAAGAUAUAAUAGUUGGAUAGUUGAUCCUUUUCCUACAAAUAAUUUCUUUUCAUAUCUGCUUUUUCAAUUGAGUCCUAGGUAAUCAGUCAGAAGAGGCUAUAAAGAUUCAAAAUCACAGCAGGGAGGUAUAAAUUGAGUAAAAGGAAUAAUGUUACUCAAUGGCAUAUGCUUACUGCAAAGUAGAAGAGCAUCAUGUGACUUUUUUAAUAGUUUGCCUCAAUGAUCCAAACACUAAUUUUUUUCACAACCAGCUACAGCCUUCAGCAUUUGUAGAGAAAUGGGUAUUGGUAGAAUAUCUACCAAAAUAUCUACCAAAAAAACAAAGGGUAGAACUGGUCACUUUUUGCUUGUCUAAAUAACUCUGGGCUAGAUGGAGUAGCACUGCCAGCUGAACCCUUAGGGAACUAAGCAGAGAGGCUGAAGAUUAUCUAGCCUGGCAGACUGAAUUUAGUCAUCUUUUUAACUCACUUAGGCAGACAGCUGAGGACCAUAGUAGUUUGGUAUGAACUCCAUUUGCCACUGUGAUUGACCCAGCAUCUUUCAUGAGAAUGUAGUCCAUUCACAAAUGUAUGUGAAUGUAUACUCUCAAGAUGUAACCAAUGAGCUUACAAUAAAUAAUUGAAUAUUAAUUACA